AUGUCACCUUACUAUCAGAUUCUCAACGCUGGCGGUCGCACCUACGAAGAAAGCGAUAUGAUUUUCUGGAGCUGGGUCAUUAACUGGCCUAGUCCCAUCAUCAUUGCUGAGGGAGUGGUGGCCUUUACGCUAGAGGAAGAUAAGACUCUUGACCACGAACGGCCCUUGGAUGAAGUUAGUGUCGAAACGCACACCAUGGUGAUUAUAGAAAUCGAUACUUCGAAGAUACCUUUGUGGCGCAACUUUGGGACCAGGGCCUCGCAAAUCCUUUCGGAAUGCGGAGGAUUCAUCCUUCCUUUUUGGAAACCAAAUACUUAA
Messenger RNA from Aspergillus tanneri, 318 nucleotides. RefSeq lists its product as uncharacterized. The coding region runs from base 1 to 318 and encodes 105 amino acids. Lineage: Eukaryota; Fungi; Ascomycota; Eurotiomycetes; Eurotiales; Aspergillaceae. The transcript has a single exon. The record is from RefSeq and is a predicted model, not a curated record.